GUAGUGCGAGCUCUGCGAGCGGCCAUGGAGACGCUGUGCAGCGGCGGCGAAGGCCGUUCCACCGCGGAGCCGGCAGCCGAGGAUGAGCGGCGUUCGGCGGUAGCUUCCGCCGCUGGCGACGCCAUAACUCCCACCGAAACCGCUGUCCUUGGCGCUGCUGGUGCCGCCGCCGCCUCGGACGACGGCGGGACGGAUUCGGACGACAGCGGGACGGACUCGGACGACAGCGGGCCGGACUCGGACGACGACGGGACGGAGGACGUACGUCGACUGCUGGCGCUGGGCGCGGACCCGACCUUGCGGGACGCCGACGGCGACACCGCCUACCACCACGCCGCCGCCGGCGGCAAGUUCGCGAUGCUGGAGGCGCUGUUGGAGGCGACGGAGGCGGCGGCGCCGGAGGGGGCGGACGGGGCGCGCUGGGCCAAGAUGGCGGCGGACGCGCGGGGCCGCGACUUGCGCACGCCGCUCCACGCGGCCGCGGAGGGCGGGCACGUGUUGGCGGUCUGCAUGCUGCUCGCGGCCGGUGUCAGCGUCGACGCCGCCGACGUAAACGGGCGCACCCCGCUGCACUUAGCGACCGACCAAGGCCACUGCGAGGUGGCGAAGGUGCUGCUGGGGGAAGGCGCGGCGGUGGACGCCCCAGACAAGAACACACGCAUGCCGCUGGACGCCGCCGCCUCCGGCCACGCUCCCCUGGUGCGCCUGCUGCUGGAGAAGGGCGCCGACCCCUUGCGCCGCGACGCAGCAGAAGGCACCAGCGUGGUUCACGCCGUGCGAGGAGGGGAUCGCGAAACGCUGCAGAGGGUUGCCGCUGGUAACACCGACGAAGCCAAACAGUUGUUGCUUGUGGCUGCAGCCAAGGGCGGCAGCGCCCGCGCAAUCAAAGCACUGGUUGUCGCCGGCGCGAGUAGCCGAGAGCCCGUCCUGCGACUAGCCUUUGAGAGCGCGGCCAACGCAGAUGUCGUCUGGGCUCUGGGGGACGUCGACCCGAGCAACUUCCGGCAGGCAGCGGAGGCGGCGUUGCUGCCGCUUGCGACCGCCGGCAACGUCACGGCGCUCAAGGCUGUUAUCGCCACAGGAGUGGAGUUCAGUCAACGCGCUUUUGAAAAUCUCGCACGCGCCAUUGAAGACAAUAGCAAAAUUUAA
This is a messenger RNA of Gryllus bimaculatus (two-spotted cricket), 1149 nucleotides long. The record is from the annotation of a GenBank genome assembly. NCBI's taxonomy places the organism in Eukaryota, Metazoa, Arthropoda, Insecta, Orthoptera, Gryllidae.